AUGGCCAUUGAGAAACUCCCCGUAGAGGUGCUACAAGAUAUUGUAUCAUACUUGUCCAGUCAGUAUACAAACCGGAAGGACCUUCUGAGCUGCAGCCAGACAUGUCGGUCGUUCUGGGAUGCUGCUACAUCAACAGUUUAUCGGGACAUCAAUCUACAAUGUUACCAUAACAUGGAAAGGCUGUCAAAGAAGAUUAAAAGGAGGCAGCUCUGUCUCAUGAAAACCAUUGCUGAAAAUCCAAAUUUGGGCCUCCAGGUCAGGACUUUUCUGAACGAUUCGGGUUAUAUUUCUCCUGGCAUGGAUGUGACUCGAAGGGGCGAAAUAAACAAGCUUUUACUGAUUGAGGCUGCAAAUAACUUGAGAUCUCUCUCCAAAGCCUCCUUCAACCUCAAUCCUCUUGCUGUUCAAGUCGUCACAACACUGCCUUCAUAUCGAGAGCUGUCCGAAGUGACCCUCAAUGGUUUCACACCAAGCAAACACAUCUGGAAGAAUUCCAAAACAUCACUAAGAAAACUGCACUGGAAAAAAGCCGCACCACAGUAUACAUAUCGCAGGGGUGGUCUUCAAGAUCUACUAAUCGAGCUUCGCCUGCUGUUCAAAGUCGUCGAAACUACAUGCCCUGAGAUGGAAGUCCUUGAUUUUCAGCUCGCCCAAAACCAUCAUUAUGAGCCUGAGACAGAUACGGCAAUUCCCACUGACCUGGUUUCCGAGUACAGUACGCUGCCAAAUUCCACAGACGCUAAACUUCCCAAACUCCGGCACUUUGGGCUCAAUUUGAAGGGCAUCAGUACAUAUAGAGCAACUGACGAUAUCAAAACUUUUAUUCUAGAUAUCGUUGGUCGUUAUGGACACUCGUUGAAUUCCAUCACCAUUCCAGGAGGGGACUACGGCUGGAGUAGGGAAGGGUUGGACUUUGUCCUGAAAGUGUGCUCCUUGGUACCAGACCUGCGAGAAUUGAACUUGCUGGGUACCGACUUGGGUUCGGAUUCAAAGACCAAAUUGAGAAAAUUCGAGGCACUUUGGGAACUGACUACCAGCCCAGCUACAGCCAAGAUUGAGAAAUUCUCGACCAUGAAUAUCCAUAAUCACUUUUCCAGGGAAGCUGGUCAACUCUUCCAGAAUUGGAAGAGCCUCAAGUUCUUGCAACUAGGAGAUAAAGAUAACACUGGUGGACCGUUUGGUGACGAUGGCAGGCCCGAUUUCGAGGCAUAUAGGCCUCAUAUCCUAGAAUUCAUCAAAGCCCUACCCCCAUCUCUCCAGGAACUCUUCCUGGAAAUCAACGGGCACAGAAUAUGGUGCGACGAGAAUGAAGACUUCGAUCCUAUGUGCCUCUUGAGCCCGGAGAUCUUUCACGCCCUCCCUCGCCUCCACACCUGCGAUCUCCACGCCUGGAUUUCCAAUAGAGGUGGUGGAAUUGGUCCAACUCCUGAAAAGGGUGUCUUCUAUAGACGUCUUCCAGGCGAUGCGAUGCGUCCCAAACAGCGCACAAUCUGGACGUCGCGAAUGGAUAGUAUCUACCAAGAUGAGGAUAUACUGGUCAAGAAAUGGUGUUACUUGGUUGAGGACGAAGCAUUUGAGGGAGAGGAUGCUAAGGAGAUUUGGCUUGAUGGAGCGACUUUUGCAGACCCGAGGAUGGGGACGAGUAGGGGAAGUCCACCAGGGGGAACAGAUUGGUCGUGGCCGUUCUGUGCAGAUCUUAUCCCGAGAAAGAUUGGGAAUUAUGAGAUGUUUAGAUCGAAGUAUUGA
This is a messenger RNA of Cadophora gregata, 1746 nucleotides long. RefSeq lists its product as uncharacterized. Lineage: Eukaryota; Fungi; Ascomycota; Leotiomycetes; Helotiales; Ploettnerulaceae. The record is from RefSeq and is a predicted model, not a curated record. The transcript is spliced from 3 exons. Gene Ontology annotation, molecular function: protein binding. Bases 1 to 1746 code for a protein of 581 amino acids.